AUGGAUUUGACAAAGGUUUUGCCCGCAGACUGCAUUUCAAAUAUUAUUUCUUUAACAUCUCCGAAGGAUGCUUGCAGAUCUUCUUCUGUUUCUUCCCUUUUCAAAACAGCCGAAGAUUCAGAUAAUGUGUGGGAAAAGUUUCUGCCUCAAGAUUACAAGGACAUGAUAGCUGAAUCCUCAUCCCAAUCCUUCAUUAGUUCUUUGAACAAGAAACAAAUUUUCUUUCAUCUUUGUGAUCAUCCGGUUCUUUUGAAUGAUGGUGAAAUGAGUCUUGGCUUAGAGAAAGAUAGUGGUAAAAAGUGCUGCAUACUUGGUGCAAAGAGCCUUGCUAUUGUUUUGGGAGAUACGAAAUCUUACUGGCAGUGGAUUUCUUUACCAGAAUCUAGAUUUAAUGAGGUGGCGAAACUCAACUACGUGUGGUGGCUUGACAUUAAAGGAAGAGUAAGGGCUGAUGUUUUGUCGCCAGGAACAAUAUAUUCUGCAUUCUUCGUGUACAAGUUAGAAGGCGACCAUUCUAUGGCAGAUAGAUUUGUGGAGAUGAGCGUGAACAAUGAAAAGAGCUUUAGUGGGUCCCACAGAAGAGUGAUCUUAGACCCUUCGACGACGAAUUCAAUAAUGAGAAAGAAAGGGAGAGCAGGUCGCAAGAGAGAAGAUGGAUGGAUGGAGGUUGAGAUGGGAGACUUCUUUAAUGAAAAUGGAUGUAAAGGCUUCAUGGAGUUCAGGCUAUGGGAGACUAAUGGCUAUAUCAAAGAUGGCCUUAUUGUUGAAGGAAUUGAGUUCAGACCAAAACGUUUUGGAUAUAUGAUGUGGCUGUAA
This is a messenger RNA of Neltuma alba, 816 nucleotides long. Its product is annotated as F-box protein At2g02240-like. Lineage: Eukaryota; Viridiplantae; Streptophyta; Magnoliopsida; Fabales; Fabaceae. The record is from RefSeq and is a predicted model, not a curated record. The coding region runs from base 1 to 816 and encodes 271 amino acids. Gene Ontology annotation, molecular function: protein binding. The transcript is spliced from 3 exons.